UGGCAACGGCGGGCAGCUUGUCCCUGUAGCCGAGGCUGAGGAGCAGCUGGUUAGCGGCUGCUCGGGUUAGUUAACUAACCUUAACUAUACGUCACUAACCAGCAGCUUGUUAACAAACUCAACGUCAGCGCGAUGACAAAGCAGUGACUUCUCGCGGUGUUCUGUCGGCGGCGCGAGCGCCAUGACCGUCCGCUUCAAGUGUCAGAGUGAAUACCAGAAGAGCUAUAAGGCUUCCCGCUCCAGAAGUGUGUCUCCUCAGCGCUGCGCCCUGUUGGCUGGCCUGCGCUCUGACCAGAUGGGUAUCAGCAGAGAACCACGUCUGCAGCGUCGGAAGAAGCUCAGUGCUGGUGGUCUGGCUCAGUCCUGCAGCUCUCUGCUCUGCCCUCCACAGGACACCCUCACUGCUGAGCUGACUCCUUGUGCACACAGAACAGCACCUCCUGCUGCAUCAAGGAGUCGCUCAGCCCUCAAGAAGGAGCCAAAUCCUCCAGCACCUCCCAGGGCACGAGCUGACCCUGGACCUGCUGCAGACCCACAACCUCCAGCUGGACCACAACCUGCUGCAGACCCACAACCUCCAGCUGGACCACGACCUGCUGCAGACCCUGGACUAUCAUUAGAACCAGAGGCUGCUGGGAAAUCCGCAAAGCCCCUCCCCUCCAAACCCGACAGCCAACCACAGCUGAGCCAACCUCUGACAGCAGCAUCUGACGGACAGCAGCCCUCUGCCAACGAGGUCCAGCAUGCUCUGCGCUGGAGGGCGGGGCUUAGGGCAGGAGGUCAAAGGUCAGGCAGUCAGAGGUCAGAGUACCACAGACAGUUCAGCUGGAAGAAACCUGCAACUGCUGCUUCACCCAUACUGACUGCAGAACAGGUGCUCCAGUCCAGCCACAGGUCUGUGCCGCCCUUUAAGAAACACCCACUUCCAAUAGAAACAGAGUAUCAGCGCAGCUUCCAGGGUCUGGCGCCGCCGAGCAAGCCCCGCCUGCGGAAACACCUGGAACAUCAGCAGAGAGUCCCACUGUUCCACACGCAAACGAACAAAAAGAGGGAGGAGAAGUUGGAGAAGAAGCCCCACCCCAAUCAGGAUGACCCCGCCCACAGUAAAAAUAAUGGCACUCCUCCACCUCCUCCUCCAGUGAAGAGAGGACACAGGAUGUUGACAGAGUAUGAGACCAGCUUUCGUUCUCCUCUAUACAGGAUCGCGGAGGAAGGCGGAGCCACACACAGCGCCGCCCCUCAGGCAAAGGAAUUGCGGCAGCAGGCCUCGUUGUACCGCCUUCGAGCAUGGGGAGGUCAUUUCUCCAGAGACCACCUGAGCCAGCUGGUGUCCGAACACAACGCUCUGUGGGAGCCCACAGACACCACCGACUCAUCCACCGACCCCCCCACCCCCCGCCUGACCUCUGACCUCUGCCAUGACUCCGACGGCUGUAGCGUGUCGCCUGUGGAGGCUCUGGACCUGCACAGCCGCUCCAGUAACUCCAGUAAGAGGUCUUCUGUUUCAGGCUCAGGACACAAACACACACAAGUAAAAGCACAAACACCUCAAAGUCCUCCUGCUGAGAGACGUACGGCCUGGGGAGAAGAAGAAGAGGAAGAAGAAAAUACAGAUGAGGAGGAGGAGGGAAGGUUACCAACUCCGAGGUUGAAGAUACGACCAGUUCAGAGAACUCACCAUGACCUCACCACACCUGCGACCGGAGGCGCUUUACUGGUGGGAAAACUGAAAGGCAAUGAUGAAUCUUCUCCUUUCAAACAGAGGUCUGGGUCAGCUAUUUCCAUGGCAGCCGGGGCAGAGACCGCGGUUGACGUGCCGGUCAAACCGAAGGAGGCGUGGUCGGAUAAUAACCCCACACGUCGCUCCUGCUCUUCUUCUGGCUCCUCCCCUGACCACGAACAUACCAACAGUCCUAACUCUAAACCAAUCAGGAUGAAGCCUCCGUCCCCUGUUGCCCCGCCCCCUCUAGUCUCGCCCCCACAGCACUGUAUCCAGGGCACUCUGAGACACGCUGACUUCCAGCACAACGGUGAGCUGGGCCUGAGGUUCAGGGAGCUGCAGUGUUCAGGAGGAGGCUGCGGCUCUGAUGAAGACGACCGGCUGUCGGUGAUGUCGUGGCGCUCAGCAGCCUCCUGUUCCAUGGCGUCCGCCGUGCUGGAGCGUGCUCAGAAGAGAAGAGAGAACUUCUGGGGGAAGAGAUGACCUCUGACCUCCUCACCCCAACUGCUGCUGUUGCCAUGGAAACAAGCGUCCUGUCUGCAGAGCUGAGUGUUUAGCUGAUCGAUCACUGUUGGACGAUAAUCAGUCAGAAUAAUGUAUUUUUACAGAUGAAUUCAUUGUUAGUUUUUACACUGCAGGGUUUUAUACAUUUAGUAAUUAUGUUUAUUUAAUAAUUAAUUUAUGUAGUAAUUAAUGUUUCUUACUGUGUGACUGCUGAAAUCAUCAAAGUCAUAAAAGUGACAUGAACAACUCA
Epinephelus fuscoguttatus (brown-marbled grouper) is the source of this 2474-nucleotide messenger RNA. It is a transcript of the gene saxo6, whose product is annotated as Mdm1 nuclear protein. The transcript has 16 exons. Lineage: Eukaryota; Metazoa; Chordata; Actinopteri; Perciformes; Serranidae. Gene Ontology annotation, molecular function: microtubule binding. Bases 182 to 2203 code for a protein of 673 amino acids. The record is from RefSeq and is a predicted model, not a curated record. Gene Ontology annotation, biological process: negative regulation of centriole replication.